Solenopsis invicta (red fire ant) is the source of this 771-nucleotide messenger RNA. RefSeq names its product mitochondrial import inner membrane translocase subunit Tim9 (gene Tim9a). The transcript is spliced from 2 exons. The record is from RefSeq and is a predicted model, not a curated record. Bases 179 to 454 code for a protein of 91 amino acids. Lineage: Eukaryota; Metazoa; Arthropoda; Insecta; Hymenoptera; Formicidae.
CUCAUAGGGAUUCUCCGGCGUUCCUAAAACACCUCGAUCGUGACUGUACACACACAUUGUGCGCACGUGCUCGUCUCUAACCUCAAAAGUGCCCCGUCAGAGUUUGAUGUGAUACUUGGAAGAAACGUAGCGAAGGCCGAGAUAGAUAUUUUGCUUUUGCAAAUACCAAGCUUCGGCAAUGGCGAUGCAAGUACCGACCGACGUAGAUGCCGAUCAGAUUAAAUCUUUUCGAGACUUCUUAACUUCGUAUAAUAAACUCUCCGAGAUUUGCUUUAUCGACUGCGUAACCGACUUCACGGCGCGAGAGAUUAGGCCGAAAGAGGAGAAAUGCGCCCUGAACUGCAUGGAGAAGUAUUUGAAGAUGAAUCAGAGGGUGUCGCAACGUUUCCAAGAAUUUCAGAUAACUGCUAAUGAGAAUAUCUUAGCCGCUAAGAGACAAGGUCAGACGAAUUAAUUUUAUUGGUAGAACUGCAAGAUGAUUUUAUUGUAAGCUUUUGUCUGAAGCUUCUUGUCAUAAAAUCAAAAGAUUGCAACAAACAACACCUGUAAGUUGAAUACCUCUCUACACGAUAGUCUAAUUGAUUCAACAUCUAAUAGAUACUUGUUCAAGAUUUAAAAAAGAACUUUAUUUUGCAAUCAAGAAACAUCGAUUGUAUAAUAAAUUGUACUCUAUAAUAUAUUGUAACAUAUAUAAAAUGUUGGACAUGUAAAUUAUGAAAACGAUGUAGUUAAUGUACGUUAAAUAAGUAAACUUGUUCUAUCUUUUUCAUA